This is a messenger RNA of Plasmodium knowlesi strain H, 3834 nucleotides long. RefSeq names its product conserved Plasmodium protein, unknown function. The coding region runs from base 1 to 3834 and encodes 1277 amino acids. Lineage: Eukaryota; Apicomplexa; Aconoidasida; Haemosporida; Plasmodiidae. The record is from RefSeq and is a predicted model, not a curated record. The transcript has 2 exons.
AUGUCCCAUUUGCUUUUUUCCAAGUUUUUCCUAUGUACACUAUUAUUAUGUGUAGUACUAAAUCUUUAUGAGAGUACCUCUUCCCCUAUAUGUUCCGACCAUAGAAUAAAUCAAGAUGUUUUGACAAACAAAUGUGGACAAACUUGGAAGGAACGUAUAUCGUCUCCUUCGCAGAAUAAGAACCUAUCCUAUUCCACAAAAGUUGAACAACAGAACGGUGUUCUGCAAUACGGUACUCAGAGGUAUGGCGGCCCAAAGUACAUUUAUGAGCAAAAUUCUGUAAAAGGUACGCUGGCCCCCAAUGGAGAUGUUAACAGAGUUGUGUCGAAUGAAUUGGACAACCUUACCAAAUUACGGAAUAUAUACUCGUACAGUGGGAACAGUAUAAAAGAAGAUGUCAGAACAAAUAACGUCGAGGAAAAUAAACCACCAGAACAACCAGAACAACCACAACAACGGUCAACAGCAUCACCAUCGUCAAAACCUCCAAAACAAGCAGUAGGAUCACCACCACAACUACUACAACAACCACCACAACAAGCAGUACGAUCACCACCACAAAAACAAGCAGCACAACGGUCAACAACACCAGCAGCACCCCCUGUGGACACAUCAAAGGGAGGAGAAAAUCCAGUACCUUCCAUAUUGAAUGAACUAAAAGAAACAUUAUUAAUAAGGCCACAAGUAAUUGAAACCAAGUUAAAAAACUUAGAACAAGUUCUGUUAGAUAAAAAAUUAAUAACAGAAUCCAAAUUAAAUGAAGUGAAAAAAGUCUUAUCAGAUAGUGAACUAAUAGGAAAAACAAAAAAAAAAAGGAAUGUUUGGAAAGUGUUGAAGGAAAAUUUUCUAAGCAAUCCAUCUAUAAGAGAAUUAAUGUUAAAGGAAUUAGAGGACAUUUUACUAGGAAAUGAAUUAAACACUGAAUACAUUUUAAAGAUAUUGAAUAAAAAUAAGUUUAGUAAUAGAUUAGCGUAUUUGCCUCUAUUAAAUAUAUUUGGAAGAUUUAUAAUAUCGAAAAAAUUAAUGGAAGAAUCAAAAUUAAAAGAAUUAAAAGGAGUUUUGUUAAGUGACAAACCCAUAACCGAACCUCAAUUACAUGAAUUAAAAGUGUUGCUUGUGGAUAUAUUAUAUAAUAUUUCUUACACCAAUAAUAAUGUAAAAUCACAGAAAACAGAUGAUCAUGAUGAUCACAAGGUUCGCGGGGUUCCUCGUGAAAUAGAUGCGUAUUAUUUUUCACAACGUUUUGAUUCGACAAUCCAUGUGGAUGAGCGGUACCCGGAUCAUCACUUCUUGCAAAAUGUACAUUCCUUUAAAAAUCGUAACGAAUUGCACAGAACAGAAUCGUUCAACGGAGAUCCUUUUGUUAGAAGGGCCAAUUUGAAAAGGAGAGAAAAUUUAUCUCUGGCGGAAGAUCGUUCGCGCAGGAACAGAAGGAAAGAUUCCAUCUAUAGAAAAAAUAUAUCGCAAAAAUCGGAUUUGAUAAAAAAGAAUGAACUUUUAAAAAAAAAAUUUCUGAGUCAAGCUGAUUUGGUACGGACAAAUAUAUUGAAAAGGGACAAUACUAUUUUUCUGCCCCAAUAUAACGGCCCAAUAGAUGAUAAUCCAUCUAUAGACAGAAGGGAAAUAUUACAAAGAAAUGAGUUAAUAAAGAAAAUCCCCAUAAAAUUGGAAAUCACACCAAAAGACCAAUUACCAGAAAAGGAUGUAGCAGAAAAGGUACAUGUAAACAUCGCUCCAAAAGACCAAUUACCAAAAAAGGAUGGGCUAGAAAAGGUACAUGUAAACAUCCAUCCAAAAGAUCCAUUACCAAAAAAGGAUGUGGCAGAAAAGGUGCAUGUAAACAUCCCUCCAAAAGAUCCAUUACCAAAAAAAGAUGUGGCAGAAAAGGUACAUGUAAACAUACCUUUAAAAGAUCCAUUACCAAAAAAGGAUGUAGCAGAAAAGGUACAUGUAAACAUUCCCCCAAAAGAUCCAUUACCAAAAAAGGAUGUAGCAGAAAAGGUGCAUGUAAACAUUCCCCCAAAAGAUCCAUUACCAAAAAAGGAUGUAGCAGAAAAGGUACAUGUAAACAUCCCUCCAAAAGAUCCAUUACCAAAAAAGGAUGUAGCAGAAAAGGUACAUGUAAACAUCGCUCCAAAAGAUCCAUUACCAAAAAAGGAUGUGGCAGAAAAGGUACAUGUAAACAUCGCUCCAAAAGAUCCAUUACCAAAAAAAGAUGUAGCAGAAAAGGUACAUGUAAACAUCGCUCCAAAAGAUCCAUUACCAAAAAAGGAUGUGGCAGAAAAGGUACAUGUAAACAUCGCUCCAAAAGAUCCAUUACCAAAAAAAGAUGUGGCAGAAAAGGUGCAUGUAAACAUCCCUCCAAAAGAUCCAUUACCAAAAAAAGAUGUGGCAGAAAAGGUAUAUGUAAACAUACCUUUAAAAGAUCCAUUACCAAAAAAGGAUGUAGCAGAAAAGGUACAUGUAAACAUCGCUCCAAAAGAUCCAUUACCAAAAAAGGAUGUGGCAGAAAAGGUACAUGUAAACAUCGCUCCAAAAGAUCCAUUACCAAAAAAAGAUGUGGCAGAAAAGGUGCAUGUAAACAUCGCUCCAAAAGAUCCAUUACCAAAAAAAGAUGUAGCAGAAAAGGUGCAUGUAAACAUUCCCCCAAAAGAUCCAUUACCAAAAAAGGAUGUAGCAGAUAAAGGGGACAAAAACAAAAUAGAACAAAUCACAAAAAAAAAACAAUGGACUAUAGAAAUACAUAUGAGUGAAAAAAGGAAAAGUGAUGAAAUAAUAACGAAUAUAAAAAAAGAAAAAAAAACCACUAUUAUAAGCACACAUAUGUGUGAGAAAACUAAAAAAGGUGAACUCAUGGACGACAUCCUUGCUUCUAAAAAUGAAGAUGAAAGAAUAGGAAAAGAAAAAGUUGCAAGCAGGAAAAAGUUCAUUGUAGAUGUUCAUUUACAGAAAAAAGAGAAAAAAGGGAAACCAGUAAUAAAGAAAAAAAAAUGGAUGAUUAAAGCAAUUAUGAAAAAUAUUGUCCCAAAGAAGGAGUUGGAAGUAUUAGAAGAAUUACCUGGGUCCCGUGUAAUUGAUGUUAAUGUGAAAGAUCCUUUAUGUCCACAAACACAAGAGGCUAUUUUUGAAAGUAUUCUUGCGAAUCCUUUAACGAAACCUAGUAAAAGAAAAAGAAGAAUUCGACUUUUACGAAAAUUGGCUAUUUAUGGAAUAGUACCAACCCUUGCUAUAGGAGCUAUAAUAGGAUUUACAAUAGGAUACAUUCACGUAGCGCCCAUAGAUGUUGUAUUAGAUUCUGCAGCUUUAGGUGUUAGAACAACUGUAAGUAACGUUGCACAGAGUGUACCUGAAAUGGCAGCUACAACUGGGAAAUGUGCAAUGGAGGCAGCAGGUGCAGCAGUGGGGGCAGCAGCGGGUGCAGCAACAGGUGCAACAGCGGGUGCAGCAAGUACAAUGUCGUCGUGGGUAAGUUCAUUUUUGAGUGUGCUUUCAACUACUGCACUUAAUGCUGCGACAUGCGCAUUGAAUAGUACAGUAACUGCGGCAGGGGUCGUUGUUGAAUCCACAUUUGAGGGUGCUGCUGUAGCUUCUUCAUACGGUACAUUAUACGGUGUAUUGCAAGGAUUAUUCCCAUCAUUCAUAGCUGUUGGAAUUCUAGUCCUUAUUUAUAUUUUAUUCUUAUACCUAGAUGAAAGAGGCAAGAUGGAAUGGUUUCAUAGAUAUAGAAAAAAGUUUAUAAAAAAAUUAAAGAGAAAAUAUAAUGAUUUUAAGAUGUCCAGGCAAAGGAGAAGGAGAAAGUGGUUUAGGAAAUUUCUAUCUGAAAUGGAUAAAUAA